Messenger RNA from Paracoccidioides lutzii Pb01, 1128 nucleotides. RefSeq names its product allantoicase. Gene Ontology annotation, biological process: allantoin catabolic process. Bases 1 to 1128 code for a protein of 375 amino acids. Gene Ontology annotation, molecular function: allantoicase activity. The record is from RefSeq and is a predicted model, not a curated record. The transcript has a single exon.
AUGGAAAUGCCCAUCAUCCCACCAGCCAAAAAGGUAACACCCCUUCUCACCCCCGCCGACAUCGACUCAGCUUUUGCCUCAACAACCACAAACCUCGCUUCCUCCUCCCUAAACGCGGUCGUCCUCUCUUGCUCCGAUGAGUACUUCGCCGCAGCUUCAAACCUCCUCACUCCAGGCACCCCCGUCCACCGACCAGGCGUCUUCAUCCACACUGGCGCCUGGUACGAUGGCUGGGAAACCCGCAGGCACAAUCCAGAAGAGUAUGACUGGGCUGUAAUCAAGCUAGGUGUCGGCAGUGGUAUCGUCGUGGGCGUCGAAAUCGACACGGCGCAUUUUGUUGGCAACUAUGGUGAGAGCGUGGUUAUCGAGGGUGCCCAUAUCGGCCCGGAAGAUACCCAGGCGCAGACUGAGGUCGCGAAGCCGAACUUUGGAGGGUGGACAGUUAUCUUGCCACGGCAAUCCUGUGGUCCUUCGUGCCGGCAGGGUUGGCUGCUGUCAGAGCCCUCCGAACCCAUUACGCACGUGCGUGUGAGGAUGUAUCCGGAUGGUGGCUUUGCUCGACUUAGAUUGUACGGGCAUGCCGUACCCCCGCCUGCUCCAGCGGUAGUAAUAGCAGGUGCAGGUGCAACGGCAGACCUGGAAGAGCUCUCUUCAGCGCUCAUGGGAGGCCUUGUGGUUGCUGCUAGUAACCAGCAUUACACACCCGCAUCUAACCUGUUACUCCCGGGCCGGGGAAACGAUAUGGGCGAUGGUUGGGAGACGGCUCGUUCGCGGACGCCCGGGCAUGUGGAUAGGGUAAUUGUGCGGUUGGGCCUGGCAGGGACGAUUGAGAAGGUGGUUGUUGACACAAAGGAUUUCAGGGGCAAUUUUCCGAGUGCGGUUAGGGUGAGUGGGUUUUUGAGGGCCGAGGAUGGUGAUAAGAGUAAAUGGGACCCGAGGAUUAAUGAUGAAGGGUGGGUGGAUGUCGUGAAGGGGGAUCAGCCGUGUAAGGCAGAUACAGAACAUGUGUUUGAGGGUGGGAUGUUGAAUAGAGAGAUUGGUAGGAAGGUGUUUAGCCAUGUUAUGUUGACGAUAGUGCCGGAUGGUGGUGUGAAGAGGUUUAGGGUAUUGGGGAGGAGGGCUGCGUGA